Pelodiscus sinensis (Chinese soft-shelled turtle) is the source of this 982-nucleotide messenger RNA. RefSeq names its product lymphocyte antigen 6 family member G6C. The record is from RefSeq and is a predicted model, not a curated record. Lineage: Eukaryota; Metazoa; Chordata; Testudines; Trionychidae.
CACCCCACCCCCAGCCCCGCUCCGGGACUCGGUGACCUGCGGCCAUUGGCUCAAACCGAUUUAUCGUGGGUCUGGGACGGGGGGUGGGGUGCUCUGGUGAGACGACAGCAGAGACGGCAGACAGGCUGACGUCUGCUUAGCCGGACGGCGCCCGGGAAGCCAUCCCCCUGCCCCCGAAAUCGCAACCGUGUUGGACUUUUUGGCAGAAAAGGAGAGGCAGCGGAUAACGCUGUGGGGUCUGAGACAGCAGGACUCUACGCAUCCAGCUCUGACAAUAUCUGCGGGCGCCCGCUCCAGCUGUGUGCGCCAUAUCGCCAGCUGCCGACAUGAAGGUUUUUUUCCUCGGGCUGGCUGCUCUCUUGUGCUUGGCCGGCGCCCACGCCCUGCGCUGCCACGUGUGCAAACACAAACUCCUCCUCUUCGGCUGCGUCCAGGGCUCCGGCGAAGCGACCUGCGGCUGGAGGGAGCGAUGCGCCAACAUUAAAGCCUCGCUGGGGAUGUUGCCCGUGUACUACCGGCUGAACUGCACCUCCGUGGCCAACUGCGGCAAGGUGAGGGCCCCCGACGAAUCCAGCCUUACCUACGACUACAGCUGUUGCAACACCGACUUGUGCAACUGAGCCGAACUGGGAGGGGGGCCCAGACGGAGUGACGGCCCCUUCCCCUCUCCCGUUUCCUCGUUUCCCCGCCCUCACGCUGAACUGGGAGGGGGAACAGGGAAACGGGGAAGGAGGGACGGGGUCACCUGGCUCCUCCCUCUGCUGUCUCUCUUCAGCAGUGCGGGAAAGGGGGCUUGCGGUGAGUCUUUUUGAUUUGUCGAGAUUCAGAGAUGUGGGGGGAAGAUUUUUUGAAAUGUUUUCUGAAAUAUUUUCAAAACAUUUUUUGAAAUACUAUUUUCGAAAGAACAUUUUUUGAAACAUUUUCAAAACAUUUUUUGAAAUAAUUUUUUUGAAAUAGCAUUUUUCAAAAUAUUUUCCAAACA